Messenger RNA from Adineta ricciae, 3150 nucleotides. The record is from the annotation of a GenBank genome assembly. Lineage: Eukaryota; Metazoa; Rotifera; Eurotatoria; Adinetida; Adinetidae.
AUGGAUAGUUCAUAUCUGUGGUGGAUUAUUCUGAUGGGUAUUGGUUCGACCACAGCUGUUUCAUUUUACCAACCGAAGUUUUGUCCAAAUGUAACGUGGAAUACAAAGGCUACAACAUUUGUAGGGACCAAUGUUAUUGGUACGCAGCUUAUGUCGAUCUUCAUCGAUACCAAUGACAAUAUAUACGUGUCCAGCACCCAAUAUAACCAAGUCAUUGUAUGGAGUAAAAAUAGCACUACUCCAACAGCAUAUAUUUCUGGCAAUUUAAAGCAGCCCUGUGGGCUUUUUGUUACUACAGCAGGUGAUAUUUUUGUUGACAACGGCUUUUCAUAUGGUCGAAUAGAAAGAUUUUCAUCAAACGGAACACAAUACAGUCCUGCCAUGUAUAUCAGUUCAUAUUGUAAUGGGCUGUUUAUUGACGCCAACGACACACUAUACUGUUCGAUAAAUCAAGCACAUGUCGUUGUUAAAAGAUCAUUAAAUAGCAACUCAAGUGCUACUUCAAUCGCUGCUGGCAAGUCAAACAACAGUGGAUAUGCAUUAGACAAGCUGUAUAAACCGAAUGGUCUCUUUGUUGACAACGACUUUAACCUAUAUGUAGCAGACUCUGGAAAUGCUCGAAUCCAGCGAUUCCAACUUGAUCAAUUGAAUGCAACCACAAUAGUAGGAAACGGUUCGAAUCAAUCUGUGCCACUCAGUUAUCCUACAGGAAUCAUGUUCGAUGCCGAUAAUAAUUUGUACAUUGCUGAUUACCACGCUAAUCGCAUUAUAAUAUUUGCUGCCGGCGGUUAUCGUUGCCUUCCAUCAUGCUCGACUACUGCGGGUCCAGGAUCUACUCAGCUGAAUGCGCCUUCGUGUAUGGCUUUUGAUCGUUACGGAAAUAUGUUCGUAGCUGAUCAACUAAAUGGUCGUGUUCAGAAAUUUACUCUUUUAACUAAUUCAUGCGAUUCAACGACGCUUGCCCCCUCAACGACACAAGUUAUAACAGGAUCUACCACAUUGACAACAUCGACAACUACAUCAGUAUCCUCACAGUAUAUAUCAUCGACCGAGGACGCGACAACGGAACCAUCACGGGUAUCGACAACUACCACAACGACGAUCACCUCUCAAAUAAUACUUUCGAAUCAAAGUUGUUCUCCGAAUGUUACGAUUGUUCCAACAGCAUCAAGAUUGAGUUCACCAUUGCAAGUUCGUCGCAGUCAGAAUUUUUAUUUUGUAUCAUUGAUUACACUCGGUUGCUCUCAAUUAUUCUCGAUCUCGACAAGCUGGACAAUUACCUACUGUACAUCAACAUGUUCUAAGCAGGUUCAAAUAAACGGAACAAUUCUUACCACGUACAGUGAUUUAUACAUUCCAGCUCAAGCACUUUCAUAUGGAAUUUAUAAGUUCGAAUUAACAGUAACAAUGGUUGAUAUGCCUUCGUUACAGACAACAUCGUCAGUUUACGUUCAUAUUAUCCCAUCAGCUGUCACAGCAAAUCUCAUCCAAUAUGGAACCUCGAUGGUCACCAUCGGAUACAAUCAAGAUCUGUUACUUGAUCCCGGAUCAUUUUCCGUUGACUUAGAUGAAUCAUAUUUCAAUGCUACGAACUGGAAGUACAAGUACUACUGUCGAAUCUACGGUCAAUAUAACUUUCCUAAUUUUCAAGGAUCAUUAAUCACGAUUGAUGAUCCAACGGUUGACCCUUUCAAUCGACCAUGUUUGUCCAAUCAAACCGAAUGGCAGUUUGGUAAUUCUAUCCAUUCAUCCGUAACAAUUCUCUCUCAUUCGCUCCAGUCCAAUCGCACAUAUCAAUUCAUGGUUUUGAUGGAGAAUCGCGAUAAUUCCUCUCUCCAAGGAAUUGGUUAUCUUCUCAUCAAUGUUGAAGAUACUCCAAAACAAUUGAUUGGUGUCGGAUGUAUCAUUCAAACAAUGUGUGUUCCAAAUAUGGAAUUUCAGUUGGUUAAUCCAUCAACACAAGUCGCAUUAUUCUCUGCAUGUCUUAGCAACUGUUCGACUAUUAUAAAUAUCACUUGGAAUAUUUAUUCGGGAUCGAUGAACUCGUCUUCAAAUGUUACUCAAUGGACUUUAUUCAACCAAACAAACUCCUACGAAAACAUUUGGUUUUUUGGACGAAACACGAGUAAUUUCACAUCAAUAAAUCAACUAUUCCUAAUGAAUCCACAAGUCAGUCUUUGGCGAUUUGAAGCUCUUUAUCAAUUUGCAUCUGAAUCAAGCUCCAGCGCAUUGAAUUUCGUCAUCAAUCAACCACCAUCGAAUGGUUCGUGCUCGAUCUUUCCAUUAGCUGGUACAACCGACACAUUAUUCACCAUUUCGUGUUCAAAUUGGUUUGAUGAAGAUGGUAUCAAAGACUAUUCUCUCUAUUUCUGGGCACCUGAAAAGGUCGAGCGAUCAAUGGUCACCUUUUCUGUCAUUUCCACCUUUCAAGUUCGAUUACCAGCGACUAGUCGAAAUACUUCCCUAACCUAUCUAACGAUUUCUAUUCGAGAUGAACACGAUAGUAUUCAGGAAGUCAACAUUACCUCAGUGACAGUCACUGAAGAUUUAUCGGAAAUAAAUGAUUUACUGAACAAUAAAACAUCGAAUUCGAUUGUUCAACUGCUUUCCGGCAGCAAUCAAAAUACUGCUGGACAAAUUUUGAGUUCAUUAUCUCAACAAUUGAAUCAGUUGAACCUACAAAAUCUUGACGAAGCCGUGUCAAACCAAAUUCCAUUAUCUACAAUUUCAAUUUCUCAAUUGGACCAACAAAGAACACCACAAGCACUUUCCCUGUCGAAUAGUUCGGCAAUGAACAACUUCACUAAAAAUUUGAAUUCUCAAGCAAAUGUUCGAGAAUAUCUGAUCAAUUUUACUGAAACUUUUCCGAUAUUCACAUCGAAUAGUAUCGCGUUUCAAGCAUUCAUUCUCUCUCAAUUAACAGAAGCAACAAAUCAAUUGACACGAUCAUCAGCGAUAACGGCGUCGAAUAAAUGCUAUCAGUUGGCGAAUAAUCUAAAUGCAAUAUCAACAAAAAUUACUUACGAAGACGUCCAGAUUAGUGCUGAACAAAUAACGAAAUGUAUUACAAAUGUUUUAACAGCUAUCAAUGGACCAUUGCAAGGACGAACAACAGCUCUUGAUCUGGACUAUUCUCGUGCUAAUGANUGA